Messenger RNA from Seminavis robusta, 2812 nucleotides. Lineage: Eukaryota; Bacillariophyta; Bacillariophyceae; Naviculales; Naviculaceae. The record is from the annotation of a GenBank genome assembly.
ACUGGUAGCGAUCCUUUAAACUGAGGGGCGGCAGAGACAAGUCAGCGCCUACGGUAUCCCUAGCUUGAAGUGGAUCUCGAAGAGCUGCUUGGCUGAGCUUUACAUGUUUGCAGCUCAACGUGUUAUCCCAGGCCAACAGAUCUAUGCAAUAGCUGCUCUGCUGGGUAUAUACCCUACCCGUACCGGUGGUACGGUACGCACGCAAAGGAUAUCAUAAUAAGUACCGGAUAACGGUACCGGUACCACUACUAGUAAAACAUGAUAGUGUAAUAACAGCCUGCGCUGCUUUCCAAAAGGACAGACGAGUUUCGUUGGUGCAGCUCGACGUCCGCCGCUGCACAAAACCACAGCCAGCCAUUGAUCUGGUGCGCCCACAAUCUCGGAUGAGCUGGUCUUAUUGGUUUCGAAAGUAACACCUCCAGAGACCCUCCAAACCUCCUUAACCUCCUCCUCCAACCUCCUUUCUCCUCCAUUCAACUUCCUACUAUUAUAGUUUGCUAUCAUUGCUUCACACUUCCAUUCAUCCAGAGAUAGCGUUGUCUUAUUACCGCUUUCGUAGGUCAGGUCAUUUUAUUAAAAGUACGGUAUUGGGUAUUAUUAUCAACAUCAACAUGUCUAGCGUGGACCGUCGAAGAAGCAACAAUGCGUACCAGAACAACGGACGCAAUCGACGCGGACGGGGCGGCGGUCGCGGAGGACGAGGAAACACCGGCGGCGGCAGAGGAAGAGGCAAGAGCAAUGAUUUUGCGUGGACGUCAGGUUCGGGGUAUUCGUCUCCGGUGACAACGUGGACGGCGGGAUCUCCCAUGGAUAACAACCAAUUCAGCAAUCCCGCUCAGUUCGAAGACUUGGACUUUCCACGAGAGCCUCAGUCAGGUCUUUUGUUUGGACUCAAGGAAGAUGUAGUUGUGCCAGGCUCUGUGAAUCAUUCUCUGUUGCAAGGAGAGAUCCUAGAGACUCUCAAACGUAUGCCAUCGGACAUUGUCAAUCUCAUGUUGAAACAGUACGACACGUGUGCUCGUGAGGGGGGUAUUCGAAACAAAAACGCGUACCUGUUGGGUAUUAUCAAUUCAGGUCCUAGAAUGGGGCUUUCUCAGGGGGUUGUUGUCCCUCCCAGUGUCAAGUUCUCCCUCAUGCAGGGAGUUGUCUUGGAUGAUCUUAAUGCCCUCUCCGUGACUGAGAUUAACAUCAUUCUGGGGGAAUUCGACAAAGAGAUGCGUGCACGUGGUUCCACCAUCUACGACAAGUAUUCUUUUCUGGCGGACAUUAUCCGAAAACACAAACCCGCAACUCCCAAGCGCAACCAAAAUAAUCAGCAUCAGUACGUCGUGGGCAAUGCCACUCCUAAAUCCAACGACACCUCCAGAAAACUUGAUGCACAGCUUAUCAGCGCCAUGAAGGAGCAAAAUGCCGAAACCACCAAUGUUGAGAUUGUUGCAAAGGUGCAGCCCAAAACUAGCGAUGAAAUGGAAGACACCCUGGCAUUGUUGGCCAACAGUAUGGAGAGGGUCCAGAUGUUGACUGAGAGCCUUGCCAAAGUCAGAGGCGAACUUGUCGCCGAGAAGGAGAAACGAAGCAGUCAAGAAGCCAUUGCGAGAUCCGAACAGAUUCUCCGUGAAGCGACGGAAGAACGUUUGCAAACAGCACUCCAAGAACUCGACGCCGAGCGCGACGCACGGGAAAAGCAAAAGGAGGAGUACCAGAUGACGCUCAAGUAUGAAAACGAUCGUCGUGAAGCUACGGAAAAGGAGAUUCAUGAUCUCCGCGAAAAGGUUGAGAUGGAACGGGCGGAAAAGCAUCGCGCGGAGGAUCGGUUGUCUGUGUUGGAGGAAGUGCUCAUUUCGGAGAGAGAUGUGCGUGAUACUGAACGAGGAACAUCGAAUGGGCUCCCGGGAUUCGAUAGCCAUGAUUUCGACAGCGACGACGAACAUCAUCAUUAGAUUUGGAGAACGGAGAACCAGUAUAUUGAAUGAAUGGGUAUAUAUUAUCUGCAUGCAGCGAAGACAAGAAACAAGUUUAACCCUCCCUUCCCCUCUAUCCAUCAAGAAAAAACUUCGCUGACAAGCAGGAUUCACGCUAAACAUACCGGUACCGUGCAUUGCCACUACCAAACAACUCUGCAUAUUAUUUUAAAAGGUGUCAGUCAUUAAAAGAUGAGCUGGACCAGACUCAAUUUGUCUCUUCAUGGUGAAGGGAUGAUUAUACAUGAGAGCGGGCUUCCCUUACGUCUCUCUGUGUCUCUCCCUCUUUAGAAAACGAUUGGACAGCAGGAUUCAAUCUUUGCAUGUAAAUACACAUUUCACUUAGCUUUGAAUUCCUACCUGGCUCAUGUGCUAUCUUCCUCGGUCGUUGCAUAUCAGUCAACGAGACCACCAAGCCUCGCCCCGUUCUGUCUUUGUUCAGCCACCGGUACUGGAAAUCCAGCCUGGUCCUCGUUCGAAGAAGGGAAAGCUCAGUCCGAAUAGGAACUGGCUAUCGUAGCUAGUAGUAGAGUUGCGAUAAUUUGACCUUGUCCUUUCUACCCCUUCUGCUUUACAGUCCAGCGUCCUGCGACAUGGCUACUGUAUGUACAAGCGCUUCUAUUUAUUUGGUGUGUGGUUGUACCCUAUGGUUCCGUAUUGUGACGAUACAAGGAUGCUAUCGGCUAAUGUGUACUAGUACCUGGUACGAUACCGGUGGUACCCUGUACUCACCAGACUCGACUCGUCACUCGUCCCCACGUACCGGUAUUGCUUUUUAGCUCUGCCAGGUUAAAGUUAAAAAAAUCCAGAGCACAUGAGCGUCAGACAAAGCAAUUAAGCAAGAGAAGGGU